GCUGUUGCGCUUGAGAAGUGCUCGGCAGUGGCGUUCUCAGGGGAGUCUCGCAGCGCGGCGAUUCCAACCGGGAGGGCCCGUUAGCGCUGAGCGAGAAUCGUCUCGCUUCGCCCAUCGCCCGCCUGCCCGGCCGCCGGUGGCCGCAGCGGGGCCCCUCGGCACAGCCGCCCCUCGUCGUGACAGGCGCCUCGCUGCCCUUUGGCUUCGCCUGGCGGGUCCCGAGGGCAGUGCUGGACCGCCCUGAAGGCCACCUGCGCUUCUUGCCAGCUGACGGUGCGGACAGGGCUCCCAUGCCGGCCUUGAGACGCCGCUGCCGCGGAUGGCGCCGCUGAAAACGCCUCCACGGCCGCGGGGGAGCUUCGCCGGGUCCCCCGCCGCCCCUCGCCUGCUGCUCGCAGCCUGAGGCGACGCGGCUUCUUCUCGCCCGCGCUCCUGCCGCCGACCCUGAGCGCCGUGAGCUCGACUCCCCCUCGUGACACGCUCCGCGGGAGGGGGCGAGGUUGAACAUGCCUCUGCGCGUGUUUCCUGGCUGCUCGGCUUCGCCCCCUGCCCGUGGCGCCCCAUCUGGUCCUCCUGCGUCCGUGGCGGGCGCUGGGAGCUGAUUCCCCUCCGAGACGCGAGGCGGGGAAGGGUGCGAGAGGAUGAACCACGUGGGCAGCCCUGUGAAAGCUUACGACUUCUUGCUGAAAUUCCUGCUGGUCGGAGACAGCGACGUGGGCAAAGGGGAGAUUCUAGCCAGCCUAGAGAAUGGAGCCACGGAGUCGCCCUAUGGGUACAACAUGGGUAUAGAUUACAAGACAACAACAAUACUUCUGGAUGGCCGCCGAAUAAAGCUGCAGCUUUGGGACACAUCUGGGCAAGGCAGAUUCUGCACCAUAUUUCGUUCUUAUUCAAGAGGAGCCCAGGGUGUGAUACUGGUAUACGACAUAACUAAUCGAUGGUCAUUUGAUGGUAUCGAUAGAUGGAUAAAAGAGAUAGAUGAGCAUGCUCCUGGUGUACCUAAAAUCCUAGUUGGCAACCGUCUCCAUCUAGCCUUCAAACGGCAGGUAUCUACUGAGCAGGCACAAGUAUAUGCUGAAAGGCUAGGCAUGACUUUCUUUGAAGUAAGCCCACUCUGUAACUUCAAUAUCACAGAGUCCUUUACAGAACUUGCAAGGAUAGUGUUAAUGAGACAUGGAAUGGACCGGCUGUGGAGACCAAACAAAGUCCUCAGUUUGCAAGAUCUUUGUUGCCGCGCCAUAGUUUCAUGCACCCCUGUGCAUCUUGUCGACAAACUUCCACUUCCUGUUGCCUUAAGAAGCCAUCUUAAAUCAUUCUCUAUGGCCAAUGGUCUUAAUGCUAGGAUGAUGCAUGGUCGUUCCUACUCCCUCACAGCCAGCAGCAACAACAAAAGGAACAGUCUGAAGAAAGCCAAAAUCAUCCGUCCACCCCAGAGCCCUCCAAAACACUGCACCAGAAACAGCUGUAAAAUCUCCUAAACCUGCCACUAGAAAGUUUUGGCUGGAGCUUUUAAUGCAAGGACUCUUCUUGAAUUGUUGAAUUUAUUGUAUGCAUCACACUACUGAAACAGAAUAAAGGAAAAUGUCAUUUAGGAGUUGUUUGUUUUUAAUAAUGCUGCUUCCAGAUGUAUGAUGCACUCAGUGAAAACAAAUGGAUGUGAAACUUUGCUGUUGGUUUUUUUAUAUAUCAGUUUUUGAUGUGCAUGAAGACUUUGUGUUUUAUAAAGGGAAUAAAUUAUCAUGGUAUUGAGAUUUCAAUGACAUUAAAUCGCAGAAGUGACUUGUUUUUAAUAGCAAAUUAAAUAUUGUCAACUCAUAAAACUUUAUUUGCAGAUAGAUAUAUUAAUGAGUGUCAGUCUGUAGAUUCAGACAGAAUUUUAUCCACAAUGUAUUAUAUACAUUGUCAGAUAUAUAAGUAGUGAAGCAAUUCUAGUGAUGUUGCAGUAGAGCAUCAAAUUCUGGUUUUAUACAGUUUCCUCUGUGAUCUUGAAGCACUACUUUGAGCUAUCAGUGUGUAUGCAACAUGCACAAGAUUUUGUCCCAUUAAUGUAAAAAAAAAAUUUGAUAAAGUUUUUGCAAUGUUGUUUAAUAUUCCUAGGGAUUGAUCUGUGGUUUAUAUGCUUAUUUUUCUGGUAAAUCUACAUUUUUGUAUCUAAUAUUCUAGUGAUCAGUUAUACAGUGAGAAAAAGCCAAAGACGUCAAAUGCAUUUGCUGCAGCAGUGAGAAGAAUGUGAUUUGAAAAUCUGCUUUAUCAGGAAAGGACACAAUUAUUUAAAAAUAAAUCACUUUUUAA
This is a messenger RNA of Eublepharis macularius, 2292 nucleotides long. Its product is annotated as ras-related protein Rab-40B. Gene Ontology annotation, molecular function: GTP binding; GTPase activity. Gene Ontology annotation, biological process: intracellular signal transduction; protein localization to plasma membrane. The record is from RefSeq and is a predicted model, not a curated record. Gene Ontology annotation, cellular component: synaptic vesicle; endosome; plasma membrane. Bases 642 to 1478 code for a protein of 278 amino acids. The transcript has 6 exons. Lineage: Eukaryota; Metazoa; Chordata; Lepidosauria; Squamata; Eublepharidae.